This is a messenger RNA of Jatropha curcas, 1360 nucleotides long. RefSeq names its product mitogen-activated protein kinase kinase kinase 18. Gene Ontology annotation, molecular function: ATP binding; protein kinase activity. Lineage: Eukaryota; Viridiplantae; Streptophyta; Magnoliopsida; Malpighiales; Euphorbiaceae. The record is from RefSeq and is a predicted model, not a curated record. Gene Ontology annotation, biological process: signal transduction; protein phosphorylation.
AAUAACCAACUCAAGAUAAGCCCAACAAAGCCGAAAACAUUUUUUCCAUUUCUUUCAUAUUUUCUCUGCUUACAACACAUGGACUGGACAAGAGGCCAUACAAUAGGCCAUGGCUCCACAGCCACCGUCUCUCUAGCCACUUCUCUUCAAUCCGGCAACGUUUUUGCCGUCAAGUCCGCUGAGCUAUUCCAAUCUGAAUUCUUGCAAAGAGAGCAAAAGAUUCUUUCUUCUUUGAACUCUCCUUAUAUAGUUGGCUAUAGAGGUUGUGAAAUUACUAAAGAGCACAACAAAGUUAUGUACAAUCUUUUACUGGAGUACAUGUCCGGCGGUACUCUUAUUGAUGCAGUUAAAGCUCACGGCGGUGGUGAUGGCCGGAGAAUCGAAGAAUCGGUAAUCGGAUAUUACACUUGUCAAAUUGUGAAAGGUCUUGAUUACCUACAUUCUAGUGGAUUAGUGCAUUGCGACAUCAAAGGUAGGAACAUUUUAGUUGGAGAAAAAGGCGCCAAAAUUGCGGACUUCGGGUGUGCUAAACGGAUUGACCCGGUUGAGCCAGCGGAUAAAAUUAGCGGCGGUACGCCCAUGUUUAUGGCACCGGAGGUGGCGCGUGGGGAUGAACAAUCGUUUGCUAGUGAUAUAUGGGCUUUAGGUUGUACAAUUAUUGAAAUGGCUACCGGUGGUGGUGCACCGUGGGUUAAUGUGAAUGACGCGGUUUCUGUUAUUUAUCGGAUUGGAUUUUCCGAUGAGUUGCCAGAAUUUCCUUGUUGGUUAUCGGAGCAAGGAAAGGAUUUUUUGGAUAAGUGUUUAAGGAGAGAUCCAAAAGAAAGAUGGACAGCUAAGCAGCUUCUUACUCAUCCAUUUCUGGAGAGCUUCAAUUCCAACGUAAAACAAAUCCAAGAAUCUAAUUCAAGUUCAAAUUCUCCUACAAGCAUUCUUGACCAAGGAUUUUGGAAUUCACUAGAUGAACUAGAACCGGAAUCAGAGACUUCAGAAAAUCUGGACCACAAAAGUUCAGCUAGUGAGAGAAUUAGACGGCUGUGCCUGGUUUCAUCAGAGGGACCCAGUUAUGAUGAUGACGAUGAUGAGAAUUGGAUUUCAAUUAGAGGAAAUUGUAAAAUUGAAGACAAAGAUGAUGUGAUUAGUUAUGGUUCAGUGUACCAAGAAAGCAAUAUUGGUGGUAGUGAGCAAUUCUUGGACGUUAAUAGAAGUAGGUUAAGUGAGGAUUCUUUAGGUGGUUGUAAAUAUGGGAAAGAUAGUUUUUUAGUUAGUAGUGAUCUACUUAGGUUUGAUAGAGACAAAGAUGUGUUGUUAAUUCCUUCUAUUUCAAGAUUAUACUUACAAGUCUAAAUUCAUCUUUCUUGAA